Exaiptasia diaphana is the source of this 430-nucleotide messenger RNA. Its product is annotated as small integral membrane protein 7. Bases 22 to 339 code for a protein of 105 amino acids. Lineage: Eukaryota; Metazoa; Cnidaria; Anthozoa; Actiniaria; Aiptasiidae. The record is from RefSeq and is a predicted model, not a curated record. The transcript has 5 exons.
CCCCUAAAUAUAUUUUGGUACAUGGCCAGGCCACUAAGCUGCCAACUCACUGCAGAGAAAACAAACUCGCUCGUCAGAAGUACAGUGAGUUAUUUAUCGAAAAUGGCGUUUAUUUCGGACAUAUUAAUAGCAGGAACAUUGCUGAUAAAUGCAUGCGCAGUUCUCAACUUUAAACUAAAGAAGAAGUYUGCAACUGAGUCAUUUGGAGAAGAAAGUGAUGAGCCAACUCUUGGUGAAAAGUUCAAAGAUUUCUUGUUAAAUUUGAGAUACUUUAGAAUAUUCAUUGGGAUCUGGAAUGUCAUUAUGAUGAUUUGUAUGGUCAUUAUCUUUGGAUCAUGACAAAGAAUUCAUGGAUUCUUGGCAUGGGAAAGUGAACCAAGUAUCAAAGUAAAAUAAGAUACAGUAUUAUGUAAUGAUAAAAAAUCAAGCA